AUGGACAGGGCAGAGUUUUUCGUCCUGACUGUCAUGUGCUAUGACCGCUACGUGUCCAUCUGCAAACCCCUGCACUACGGGACCCUCCUGGGCAGCAGAGCCUGUGCCCACAUGGCAGCAGCUGCCUGGGCCAGCGGCUUUCUCUAUGCUCUCAUGCACACAGCCAAUACAUUUUCCCUGCCCCUGUGCCAUGGCAAUGCCCUGGGCCAGUUCUUCUGUGACGUGCCCCAGAUCCUCAAGCUCGCCUGCUCACAUUCCACCUUCAGAAAAAUUUGGAUUUCACUGCUCGGUGUCUGUUUAAGUUUUGGUUGUUUUCUGUUCAUUGUUUUCUCCUAUGUGCAGAUCUUCAGGGCUGUGCUGAGGAUCCCCUCUGAGCAGGGACGGCACAAAGUCUUUUCCACCUGCCUCCCUCACCUGGCCGUGGUCUCCCUGUUUAUCAGCACUGGCAUAUUUUCAUACCUGAAGCCCCCCUCCAUCUCCUCCCCAUCGCUGGAUCUGGCCCUGUCAGUUCUGUACUCAGUGGUGCCGCCGGCCCUGAACCCCCUCAUCUACAGCCUGAGGAACCAGGAGCUCAAGGAUGCAGUGCAGACACAGAUGAAUAGAUGGUUUCAGAAGUAUUAA
Molecule: messenger RNA, 621 nt
Organism: Zonotrichia leucophrys gambelii
Lineage: Eukaryota; Metazoa; Chordata; Aves; Passeriformes; Passerellidae
Product: olfactory receptor 14J1-like
Exons: 2
Coding region: 1-621 (206 amino acids)
Biological process (GO): G protein-coupled receptor signaling pathway
Cellular component (GO): membrane
Molecular function (GO): odorant binding; olfactory receptor activity; G protein-coupled receptor activity
Source: RefSeq, a predicted model, not a curated record